Molecule: messenger RNA, 1633 nt
Organism: Mixia osmundae IAM 14324
Lineage: Eukaryota; Fungi; Basidiomycota; Mixiomycetes; Mixiales; Mixiaceae
Exons: 6
Coding region: 49-1593 (514 amino acids)
Cellular component (GO): mRNA cleavage and polyadenylation specificity factor complex
Molecular function (GO): RNA binding
Source: RefSeq, a predicted model, not a curated record
UGCCGUUGCAGCUGCCUUGCGCAGACCACUCACCCCGUUAGCCAGACCAUGAACGACGACGAUGAUGAUGCUUUCCUGUACGGCUCUUCGAUCGCACCACCGCCGUCGAACGCGCAGCCCAGCAAGCCUCAGAAUGUUCCAAUCAGUACGAACGGAUCUGGCGUGACUCAACAGCCUGCCUCUACGACCGUUGACAUUGACGAAGGAGGGGAGGAAGACAUUGAAGAAGAUGGAUCCAGCGAAUCUGACCUUGACAUCAUUCUUGACGCUCCUGAUCCUGUUGCGCCUCCUGGAUUCAACCCUCAUGCCGCCAGACUGCCUAUACUGCCGCAGAGGCCAGUCGCAAUCGCUUCACCUGGUGUUCAGCCCGCCGCGCUCGCUGCGCCUGCUCAACAGCAAGCUCUGCUCUCCGCAGGCACUUCGAAUGCUGCUACGCCCAUCGCGUCUGGCAGCGCGACACUCAACGGCCAUGGACAGCUCUACCCGCCCGAAGUCAUACCCGGCACACUCAACCAGAUACCAUCAGCCGACCCGAGCCAAGCGCUCACGAUACCCUCUAUGCGUCCUACGGUAGACCUUACCAAACCUGCCAUGCUGCACACAGCACAGAAUAUCUACGAGCUCAAUAUCGACUCGCUUCCGCAGACGCCCUGGCGCGAACCGGGCAUCGAUCUGAGCGAGUACUUCAAUUAUGGCUUCGAUGAGAUGACCUGGCGAGCCUAUGCAAAGCAGCAACUCCAAUUACGGGCAGAGCGCGACGAAGAGCGAAUGAAUCCAUUUGCUGCUUUCGCAAAUCAGCCAGUAGAAGAAGCAUGGGCUAGCUUGCCGCUCGAGUUGAAGGGAAUGAUGAUGCAAACGAUCAUGAGCUCCUUUGGCGGUAUGCCAGGCAUGGGAAUGGGCAUGCCUGCCAUGCCACCCGGUAUGCCAAUGAUGUCCGGUAUGCCUGCGAUGCCCGGUAUGCCCAGUAUGCCUGCCAUGCCCAUGCCGCCUCAGCAAGACUCGCCCUUUGGCGAUCGCGAAGAAGAACCUCGCGGCUCUAGGCCGCGCGGUCGACUCGGCGUACGGCCCAUGACUCGCGAGAAUUCAACAGACAGUCGUGAUCAACCGCCAGCGGACGCACCGCGGGGUCCACGGAUAAAGGCAGAAGACGAGCAAUCGAUCGAUGAGGAGCCCGAACGAAAGCGGAGAGCCCCACCCUUGCGCCGACGCCGUAGCAGUGGAGAGCCAGAGCGCAGAGCCAAAGACAGCGAUAACGAGCGCAAGCGACGAGAUCUUACGCAUGAUAGCGAUGCCGCCACACACACAGACCGUCUCUCGCCCGACUCCGACAGGGACAGAGGCACCAAGCGCACGCCAGAGGGCAGAAGACCUUCCGUCGAUUUCGCCUUCAGCGAGCGUACAAAGUCUUCUCGUCGAGUCAGAGACGUCAGUCCCGAAGAGAGACGUUCGAGAAGACGAGAUGAUGCUGUCCCGUCGACGCGCUCACGGCGUCGCUCGCGUUCGCCUGCUCAGCGCUCUCGAUCUCGCUCACCGAGACGACAUGUAGAAGAAGAGGAGGCACCCCGUAAGCGUAUGAGACGCAGGGAUGUAUGAACGUAUUGCAUCUCCAUGAACCGCGUCAAUGGGCCGUACA